UUUAUUAGGAAAUUAUUCAAUUAUUUUUCAGAAGUGUCAUCAGUAUCGUUGCCAUGAGAUCACGAUGGUGUUGGAUGGUGAUGUUGGUUGUGGUGACGUAUUCCCCUGGUGGUGGGGCAUCACCAGCCAAGAAGGGUCACCCAAAGUCUAUCCCCCACCACGCAGCCCACAUACUCACGGACCCCAACCACAACUCCCCCAGACUCCUGACCAUGCCUUCUGCCCAGCAUCUCACCCACGGCGCCUUUCCUCUAAGCCACCAUGGUGCACUGCACAACCCUGUUCUGCCUCUGCCACUUAACCACCAACUGUACAACCACAACCACAACGGACUCUAUGACCUCAAUAACAGACUUCUGCACAACGGCUACAACGGCUAUAACGGCUAUAACGGCCUGGCUUACAACGGACUCGGCUUGAACGGGCACGGAUAUAACGGGCUCGGUCAUAACGGGCUAGGUUACAAUGCCUACAACGGUCUGGGUUACAACCCGUACGGGGUGCAGCCUGGUAACUCUUACUACAUUCAGUUACCGGAUGGACGGGUUGAAGAAACGGCUAAAAUAGCCGCUCAGUUAGGAUACUACCCGGUCAAUGGGCUGUACGAUCCGCUGUACAGAGGUUGAAGGGAGAUGAGAUCUCGAACUAUUAUUAAAAUAUAUACUUAAUAAUUAAUAAUAGCUAAUUGGUAUAUUUCAUGGGUGAAAUCUGAAUUAUGAGUUAAAAAGUGAAGGUGCAGUAUUAAAUUGGUCUCAGAAUAGUCCAUUAUGAAAUUGAAAAUUUAUGAAAAUAUAAAAAUUUAUUAAGGGAAAAAACUGCACGGUUUUUGGCUCGAAAUUAAGUUGUUCCAACGUUGAAUAAAUAAACAACCAUGAUUAUGAAUGACUUGAAUUCAUGAGCUAUGGGUGCUCAAAAUCUAUAACGACAAGUGGGUUAUAAAAAUCUUAUGCCAAUAAGGACGACGUGCAUAAGGUAAAUCUUUCGCUUUACACAAAUGAUGUUUAAAUUCUGAUAUGAAAAACAGCCGUAACACAGGAGAAACGACAGUAAUAUUUGAAAAUUAAGUUACAUUUGGUGAGGAUAUUAUUAAUAUAAAUUGAACAAAUUAGGAAAUGCCUCAGAUGAACUCCCUACAUUUAUGAAAAUUAUUCGUCAUUAGUACUGGUAGUAUUCAUCAUUUAAAUACAUAAUUUUCUUGAAUGAUAAAUGUCUGGGGCUACCGAAGAUUUUGUUUUCAUAUUGAUUCAUUGAAUGGGUUAUGACAUAAUCCCAUUAACUUCCGUAAGCCAGACUAACGUCCUCAACUGCCACCUUUUAAUUGGAGAAAAGCGUCCGGUUCUCUAGAGGAAAGAUAAAUAUUAGACGGCGGCGUAUAAGGCCGUUCUCACCAGGGCCAUCAUUAUAAGGUAACUCAAGGGCAGACGAUCGGAAGUCAUUUGGUUAUCUCCUGAAAGUAUAAUUCCUCAAUAUAUUGGAGAUUAAAGUUAUCAGCCCCUGGAAGACAAUAUUAUGUAUAUGCUUCAAACUUUUGACCAAAUUAUAAAAGCUGUGUUUAAGCGAUGUAGUUAUUGAAUUAGCUGUGCGCGGACUGAGCUUCGAAAUUCAAAGCUGGCGAUUACUUAUUUGGAAAUAAAGCCAAUAGCGAGCGAGUGAUCAUAUGUUUUAAAUCGUUUACUGGUAACUUUCACGCAAAUUUGGAGAGAUCUCAUCAGCUUCGUAAAUAAUUUUCAAAAUUAGAAUUAGAUGCACGAAUUUGCUUGUUUAUACAAAGUUCGAUUUAUAACCUUCCCAGGUCAUUGUGGAAGCAGAAGCCUUCAGCUCUAAGAAUUACACUCAAUCUAUCAAUCUAUAGUAUUAACUACCACAUUUGUCAGACCUGUCAGAUUGCUUUCAAAGAAAUUUGCUAUAUACAAUUUUUGAGUUGUUUAUUGUUUAAGUGUAUGAUUAACUUUUGUCCACCAAAAUUUCAUUAUUCGGUGUUUCUCAGAAGUCGAAAAUUAAGGUUGUUGUACUCGAAACUUCGUUAAUAUAUUAAAAUUAAAAGCUGAAACCUGUAUUUUUUAUCUACUAACGUCAUCCAAAAAAUUAUUGAACUCCAGUUACGUGAAAUACGUGAAAAACUUCUUAAAAUUUCACCAAGAACAUUUAAAAUAAAAUAAAUAUAAGUUGAUCAAUGACUGCACUUUGGUUCGUAUCUGCUAGACAAUUAAACUUGGUUU
Messenger RNA from Hyalella azteca, 2219 nucleotides. RefSeq lists its product as uncharacterized. The transcript is spliced from 4 exons. The coding region runs from base 54 to 626 and encodes 190 amino acids. The record is from RefSeq and is a predicted model, not a curated record. NCBI's taxonomy places the organism in Eukaryota, Metazoa, Arthropoda, Malacostraca, Amphipoda, Hyalellidae.